Molecule: messenger RNA, 3407 nt
Organism: Talpa occidentalis (Iberian mole)
Lineage: Eukaryota; Metazoa; Chordata; Mammalia; Eulipotyphla; Talpidae
Gene: CWF19L2
Product: CWF19 like cell cycle control factor 2
Exons: 14
Coding region: 46-2289 (747 amino acids)
Biological process (GO): mRNA splicing, via spliceosome
Cellular component (GO): post-mRNA release spliceosomal complex
Source: RefSeq, a predicted model, not a curated record
AAUGAAGCUUCGCGACGCCGUCGUAGCUUUACGACCACAACAACUAUGGCGGCUGCCAGUGGUAGAUUUGAAAGUGCGAGGAGUAUCGAAGAACGUAAAGAACAGACUCGGAUUGCCAGGGCGGAGGUGCUAAGCCAGGCCAAAGCCAAAUUUGAAAAGGAAGAAAGGCGUAAAGAACUUAAACGACUUCGGGGUGAGGAUACAUGGAUGCUACCUGAUGUGAAUGAGCGUAUUGAACAGUUCUCACAGGAACAUUCUGUGAAGAAAAAGAAGAAAAAGGACAAGCAUUCAAAAAAGGCAAAGAAAGAGAAGAAAAAGAAGAGCAAAAAACAGAAGUAUGAAAAAAGCAAUGAGUCAAGUGAUAGUUCAUCAUCAAUGGAAAUAUUUCAGUCAAAAUUAGAAGAAGCUGAAAAAACUGCAUCUACAAAAGAAGAUAGCAGAAGAGAACGGUGGAGGAAACCUGCAUAUUCAGAUAAGGCACAAAGCAGUCAAGAAAGUAGAAAAUCUGACUUGGCAAAACAUAAUAAAAGCUUGAGGGAUAAAUACAGCACGAUAGACAUUGCCAACAACAUCAGUAAAGAUAAGUUUAGUGGUGAUGAAAAUGAUAAGAGAUCCGAGUCCUUUGAAACACGGAGAAGAGAAUCCAAUCCAAGGCAAAGUCAGUUUUCUUCUUUUGGAAAUUCAAGACCUAAAUUCUUAAGACCCUCUGAUAAUGACGAAGUGUCAUUUCAUAGCAAGGGCAGGCAUUUAGAACCAUCCAGUUCCUCCUCAGCACUGCUCACUCAGGAUUCUAUACAGUGUGGUUUUCGAAAGCCCACGGACAACUGUGAAGAGAGUUUAUCAUCAUGGAGUCGAUCUGCUGGAAGAGAAGGCGACAGGAAGCAUUCAAGUCGAAAGCCAUUAGAAACCAGGUGCAGUGUUGACUGUCCACACAUUUCAGAAGACGUGAGUGAAGAAUCUCAGUGUGAAAGCCUGAAAGACGACUCUCUGAAAAAAGAACAUCUGCUGGACACAGAGUCUCCAUUUGCUGGAAGUAGUCCAAAGGGAGAGUCCAUCCACAUCAUGAGUGUUGAUGAGAAGAACAAGUUGGGAGCCAAGAUUAUCAAGGCAGAAAUGAUGGGAAAUAUGGAACUAGCUGAAAAACUUAAAGCCCAACUUGAAAAGGCAAAUAAAUUCAAAGAAACUAUAACACAGAUGUCAUCAAAAAAAUCUGCUGUAGAGAAUGAAGACCAGCAUGAAGUGGUUCUUGUCAGAACAGAUCAGUCUGGAAGAGUGUGGCCUGUGGACACACCAGCAAGACCUCUGGAAUCUAAAGGAAAAAGAAUGAAGAGACAAAUGGCUUCAACCCAUGAGGAAAAAGAAAGGGUCAGAUACUUUCAUGAUGACGAUAAUCUAAGCCUAAGUGAUUUAGUCAAGAAUGAAAAGAUGGGAACAGCAGAAAAUCAAAAUAAACUUUUUAUAAGAAUGGCAUCAAAGUUUAUGGGAAAAACAGAUGGGGACUAUUAUACUCUGGAUGACAUGUUCAUCUCCAAAGCAGCUGAGAAAGGACAUUUUGGUGAAGAGGAAGCAAAUCAGAGGAAAAAAGCUAUUGCUGAACACCAGAGUCUCGCUGCACAAAUGGAAAAAUGUCUCUAUUGUUUUGACAGCUCUCAAUUUCCCAAGCACCUUAUUGUUGCAAUAGGUGUUAAGGUUUAUUUGUGUUUACCCAACUUCCGUUCUCUUACUGAAGGCCACUGCCUGAUAGUCCCUUUGCAGCACCAUCGAGCAGCUACCUUGUUGGAUGAAGAUAUCUGGGAGGAAAUUCAGAUGUUCAGAAGAUCUUUGGUAAAGAUGUUUGAAGAUAAAGAAUUGGACUGUGUUUUUUUAGAAACUAACCUGAGCAUGAAGAAACAGUAUCAUAUGGUCUAUGAAUGCAUUCCUCUCCCCAAGGAAGUGGGUGACAUGGCUCCCAUCUAUUUUAAGAAAGCCAUAAUGGAAUCUGAUGAAGAGUGGUCCAUGAACAAGAAAUUAAUUGAUCUCUCGUCAAAAGACAUCAGAAAGUCAGUACCCAGAGGCUUACCUUACUUCUCAGUGAAUUUUGGUCUCCAAGGAGGAUUCGCCCAUGUCAUUGAAGAUCAACAUAAAUUCCCUCAUUACUUUGGAAAGGAAAUCAUUGGUGGGAUGCUGGAUAUAGAGCCAAGACUUUGGAGGAAAGGGAUCCGAGAAAGCUUCGAGGAUCAGAGGAAGAAGGCACUGCAGUUUGCUCAGUGGUGGAAACCAUUUGACUUCACCAGAAGUAAAAACUGUUGAGUCAGACAAUUCAAUUUUUAUUUCCUUUCCAAAGUCCUGUCAAUUUUAUUUCCAUUGCACCAAAGUAGCCACUGCCCUAUGGCAGAGGGAGAGUGCUGGUCUCUGUCCAAGGCAGCUGUGCUUCAUUCCAGCUCCUGAGGAUGCCUUGCAAUAGCUGUGGGGUAAGGUGGGCUGCAGUGGGUACCUGCUCACGUUCCUGUUCUGUACCUUUAUCUUGGCAUGGUGAACUACUCCUCUGAUAUAUGGAAAGACUUUUCUGAAGGAACUAGAAAUAUAACAGAUCAUUUGUUCAGAGAGAAGUGGGUUCAAAGUUAAGUUGAUUGACUGGCUACUUGUAUGUUGUUUAAAUUAAGAUUAGGCCUAUUUGGUGAUAAUUAGUUUCUUUCCAUAACAUUUUUUAGAAGAACCCUUCACUUUUUACCAGUCAUCUUGUGUACCACUGAUCUUUUUAUUAAGGAAAAAAUUGUCCCAAAUGUAAUAAAGAAUUACAUGAAGUGUAACAUGUUCAUGAUUUGCAUUUAUUUCUGGAUUUUUAAAUAGUGUUUUUGAAUUUUGGUAAUUUAAAAAGUGCCUCAACUCAAGUUUUGUCAUUUGUGAUCUGUAUGAGAGUUAAUAGUUUUACACAAAUCAUUUCAAGGUUGUAUUGGUUAUUACAAAAUCUUUGGUAAUCAGAGCAUUCAGAAUGUCAGGAGUAUAUUUCUUGUCCUCCGAUUAAUCUAAGGUUCUUCAAUUUUCUUUGUUCUUACUUGGUGUCAAGAGAAAAACCACAUAUGUACUUACAUGAUAUGGCUGUGGUCUGAGAGAAAGGUAUUUUUGGUACCUCUUUUUCCAAAAAGGUGAUGGUUUUUUUGGGAGCUGAACCUUGACAUUUUGUGAUUAAAUGUUGAACACCUAGAAUCAUACUCUAGAGAACUCAUAAUGUUAUGUAGUUAUUUUUAUUUUUUUAAAGAUUUAUUUAUUUAUUUAUAUAAGCACUGGGUACAGUCAGAAGCGUGGGAAGGUGAGAGAAUUCACCUGAGCCAGAGCAGGGAACAGAACAGACAGACCAACAAAGUACACUGCUGAGAAGAGCAGCGGGCGUGGCAGGAGAGGUCUGCGCACCAUGUGUGACCCUCGCC